This is a messenger RNA of Poecilia latipinna (sailfin molly), 3541 nucleotides long. RefSeq names its product SATB homeobox 2 (gene satb2). The record is from RefSeq and is a predicted model, not a curated record. The transcript is spliced from 14 exons. Gene Ontology annotation, biological process: chromatin remodeling; regulation of transcription by RNA polymerase II. Gene Ontology annotation, molecular function: DNA-binding transcription factor activity, RNA polymerase II-specific; RNA polymerase II cis-regulatory region sequence-specific DNA binding. The coding region runs from base 545 to 3247 and encodes 900 amino acids. Lineage: Eukaryota; Metazoa; Chordata; Actinopteri; Cyprinodontiformes; Poeciliidae.
GGACUGACCCGCGCUUUUUUUCUUUUUCUUCUUCUCCUCCUUUUUUGCGCCUCCUGUCUCUUUCUCUCCCUCGUUUCGAGGAUGAAGACGUGAAUCCAGUCGGGCUCAGCCUGGAGACGCACAGAGAGCUGGCCGGAGGACAGAGAAAGUCAGAGGAACUCACCCAGAGCCGGUGCCGCGCAGUCCGGUCCGCAGACCGUCUCAGCAAGCCGCUCCUGAGCGCCCAUCAUCCGGCCACCGCUCCACUCUGACCGCGCCGCUCUGCGCACAAACCGCACAGAUUCACACACACAGAGAGAGACAGACACACACGUGAGCGAGCGAGCGCGCGCUCUCGGAGAACUUUUUCUUUCUCUCCGGAUCUUCUGCUCCGAGUUCAGAUCUGGUCCGACAACAGAAGGACCCGGACCCGAACCAAGGUCCAGCCCUGGAUUCACUACUGCUGAUCAAUGGACAGAGCCUCUUCGGCGGGCAGCAGCGCUACAGACACGCCGUGAACAACUCUUUGUCUCUGACUGGAGCUCCAUUGGGGGUGUGGAGGAGGAUGGAGCGAGGAGGGGAGAGUCCCGUCGCCCAGGGCAGUCCCGAGCGGAGGGGCGGCAGUCCGGACCUUAGCGGGCUCCCGCCGCCAGGAAAGAAAAGCCGACUGGAGCUGAACGGGAGCCCCACCGGGCCACGAACGCGCCACAACGGAGCCCCGCCGCGGCCCCUUGGAGGUCUGAUGAUUCCCGUCUUCUGCGUGGUGGAGCAGUCGGACGCGGGGCUUCAGGGCGACGGGUGUGAGGGAAGGGAGGAGCACGCCGAGUUUGUGCUGGUCAGGAAGGACAUCCUCUUCUCCCAGCUGGUGGAGACGGCCCUGCUGGCGCUGGGCUACUCCCACAGCUCAGCCGCGCAGGCCCACGGCAUCAUCAAGGUGGGACGGUGGAACCCUCUGCCCAUCCACUUCCUCACAGACGCACCUGAAGCGACCGUGGCAGACAUGCUGAUGGAGGUCUAUCACAUGGUCACGCUGCACAUUCAGCUGCAGAGCUUUGCGAAGCUGGAAGAUCUGCCCUGUGAGCAGUGGAACCACGCGACUGUCAGGAACGCUCUGAAGGAGCUGCUGAAGGAAAUGAACCAAAGCACUCUGGCCAAGGAGUGUCCUCUGUCUCAGAGCAUGAUUUCCUCCAUAGUGAACAGUUCUUACUAUGCCAACGUCUCCACUGCCAAAUGUCAAGAGUUUGGCCGUUGGUACAAGAAGUACAAGAAAAUCAAAGCAGGAGACUAUCUGGAGAAGAUGUGGACUGGUCGCGACGCCGCAGACAUUAAAAUUGAGAGGGACAACAUGUCGGACUUCUGCGUGCUGGGGCCGCGGCCCCCGCCCCACCUGGCUCAGCUCAGCCACCUGAGUGCCGGCGGCCCCCUCCUCAAAGCCGGAUCCGGGGACCCUCAGGCCCCGUCGCAGCCGCUCCAGCAGCCCCCUCCGCCCCAACAGCAGCCAUCACCUCAUGGCCCCCUCCACCACAGCCCCCCUCUCCGCACAGGACAGGUGCCUCCUCCUCCUCCACCGCCUCCGCCGGGUGCGCUGCAGCCCCUGCUGGGGCCAGGUGGGCUCCUCUCGCCACAGCUCUCCCCGCAGCUGGUUCGCCAACAGCUCGCCAUGGCCCACCUCAUCAACCAGCAGCUGGCCGUGAGCCGCCUGCUGGCCCAUCAGCACCCUCAGAGCCUCAACCAGCAGUUCCUCAACCACCCGCCCAUCCCCCGGGGUUCCUCCAAAGGAGCGGGCGACCAUCCCGGGAGCAACCCUUCGGCCGCCGAGGUGUCCUCUGAAAUCUACCAGCAGGUCAGGGAUGAGCUGAAGAGGGCCAGCGUGUCCCAGGCCGUGUUCGCCAGGGUGGCCUUCAACCGCACACAGGGCUUGCUGUCGGAGAUCCUGAGGAAGGAGGAGGACCCCCGCACGGCGUCCCAGUCCCUGCUGGUCAACCUGAAGGCCAUGCAGAACUUCCUGAACCUGCCGGAGAGCGAGAGAGACCGCAUCUACCAGGAGGAGAGGGAGCGCACCAUGAACCCCUCGGUGGGGCUGCCCUCCUCCAACUCCACCAACCCCGGAGCCCAGCGCCUCACGCAGAAAGUGUGGGAGAGGAGCCUGGACGACCCAAUAGCCCCGGACACCUGGGCCUCCAUCUGGAAGAACAAGACGAAGAUCUCCAACUCUCCGAAGCCGUCCGGCCCGGGCCCAGACCUGCCUCUGAAGCUGGAGUCGCUGGUCAACAUCACGUCGGGCAUCUACGACGAGAUCCAGCAGGAGAUGAAGAGAGCCAAAGUGUCCCAGGCUUUGUUUGCCAAGGUGGCCGCCAACAAGAGCCAGGGCUGGCUGUGUGAGCUGCUUCGAUGGAAGGAAAACCCCAGCCCCGAGAACCGCACCCUGUGGGACAACCUGUGCACCAUCCGGAGGUUCCUGGCGCUGCCGCAGGCCGACAGGGACCUGGCCUAUGAAGAGGAGUCCCGACACCAUCACAGCGAACGGCUGCACACCGUCCUCCACCUGCCGCAGGACGCUCAGCUCUACUUUCUUUCUCGCCAGGCACUUCACAGGCCACCCCCGCUUCCGGUAAAGGAGCACCACUUGUCUCCAAUGCGCGAAGAGCCGCUGCCCGCCCAAGCGAAUGAGGAGAGGUCGCAGAACGUGGGAGUUGGAGCAGCAGGCGGAUGUCCUCCUGCUGCGGCCAGCAGCGCCGGCUGCAACAAGAAGCCACGAUCACGCACUAAGAUUUCCUUAGAGGCCCUGGCCAUACUGCAGAGCUUCAUCCAGGAUGUGGGCCUGUACCCGGACCAGGAGGCCAUCCACACCCUGUCCGCGCAGCUCGACCUGCCCAAGCACACCAUCAUCAAGUUUUUCCAGAACCAGCGCUACCACGUCAAGCACCACGGCCGCCUCAAGGAGCUGGGCGAGGGGGCGGCGGCCAGCGGUGGCGUCGACGUCAGUGAGUACAGGGACGAGGAGCUGCUGUCCGGCUCCGAGGACCCGGAGUCCAGCGAGGACGGGGCCGAGGAGAUCUACCAGACGGCAGAGGGGAGCAGCGGCAGCACGGGGGGGCUGAGCCAGCCCCCGACCUCCUCUAGCUCCACCCCCAGUCAGUUGUCCUCCGGUAACAGUGUCGCUCUGGAGGAAGGCAAGGACAAGGGGCCCGGCCGGCUUGGUGGUCCUCUGGUUCCGGGCGGCUCCUCCUCAUCCAGUCCUCAACAGCAGACUGACUACCAGAGGUAGAAACCGAGCGACAUCGCCAGAUCAGGACAAAACUGGAGAAGAAGACUCUGGGAAGCUGUCAUGGCAGCAGCAAAGCGACGGCGUGAGGCGUGGAUGUCCGUGACGACACACUGAUCUGAGAUCCCACUCGUACAUGACUCAAACAGUUCAUCGUGACAAUCUCCCAUCUGUGGAAUUUGUGAAUUUACCUCAGAAACAGACUGCAGGUUUUUUUAGGUGCGGUUUGUGUAACUGUGACCAAAUGACCACAGAACCGUUUUAUCGUUCCCCUCCCCCCCACCCCCGUCCCGUCUG